Molecule: messenger RNA, 1650 nt
Organism: Sitophilus oryzae (rice weevil)
Lineage: Eukaryota; Metazoa; Arthropoda; Insecta; Coleoptera; Curculionidae
Exons: 3
Coding region: 133-732 (199 amino acids)
Biological process (GO): innate immune response; regulation of Toll signaling pathway; central nervous system formation
Cellular component (GO): extracellular region
Molecular function (GO): growth factor activity; Toll binding
Source: RefSeq, a predicted model, not a curated record
ACGCUUAGGCCAGAUUAUCGGGAGUUGUCGAACAGGGAACAUAUAUCCUCUGGAACGAAUCUAGUCGAAGUAUUUUUGUGAUAAUAUUUGUAGAAAGCUCGGUCUUUAGUUUUAUAUAAUUUACGGACAAUCAUGAAACUGGAAAGUUUAUUGGUCUUCAGUGUGUUUGUUUGCUUCAGUGUUGCUAUGACGGUAGCUCCCAAAAAGAAAUCAACAGAAAAGAACAAACGUAGAUUUCAAGCAGUCCUACCGGCAAAAUGCAAGGACAUAUGCGAAGACACCAAGACGCGGUACCCAACCAAAAAGAUCCAGAAACUGAUCAAAAGAAAAAAGUACUUGACGCUGUUCAACAACAAAGGACCUUUACUGGAACCGGCCUCCCAGCCUGCUCCAUUUAAUGUGCUCAAGGAGCAGGAACUCGAAUCUGAGAAUUUGUGCAGGACAAGGACAGUGAAUAUGUUUCCUAAGGCCGCCUUGAAUUUGGUCACGGGUGAACCUGCGUUGAUUGUGAACGUGCCUAGUUAUCAGCAGAACCUAAUCUACGAAACAUGUGUAGAUGGUGACGGCAAAUGUGUCGACAAAGAAAGUCGCCCCUACGGUUUCCAGACGGCGUGCAAACAGAAAUACAACAAAGUGAGACUGGUAUCCAUAAAUUCCGAAGGAAAACUGGAACAUGGCAAGUUUUUCGUGCCCAGUACGUGCGUUUGCAGCAGCUAUACCUUCAAGCGAUAACAAACCUCCAACUCUCAGCCAGUUAAUGUCCAGAAUUCGAAUUAGUUGAGAGAAAAUCUGGAAAAUAAGGACAAAUUCUGUCACCCCCCCUUAGAUUAAAUAUAUUAAAAAAUAUAGCAUACAAUCAUAACGGUGUUUCACAGUUUAAGCCAACAGAUUACUGACAUUAGUCAGUCUGUUUCAAUGAGACCGAAAGGUAUCAUAGAUAUACAAAUCUGCUGUAUCUUUUAUAUAAUUAAUCUAAAGUUCCCACACUAGUUACAAAAUAAUCUGCUCCAAUAUUUUUCUUUUUAAAGACUAUUUGAAAAUAGAUAUCGCGAUCUUUGAGUGGAACUAACUAAUUUGUGACUACUGUGUGUUUGCAAGCCUAUUCAUAGUAUUAUUAAAGAGAUUUGUUAGUGUUUAGUUCAAAUUAGCAAGAAAUACUUUAUUAUAUUAAAAAUCUAUAAGUGUGGUUUUAGGUCGGACGACGCAUUACGGAUGCAUGUAAACCCACACUAAGACACUAAAACUGAUUCGUGAUCAAUCAAAUGAAACAAAAAUUUAAAAUUUGUUAAAUGAAUUGUAAAGUGUGAUAUACCUAUUUAUUUUACAUGAGUUUCAAACUUUAUUUUAAAAAUAAAAUAUCUCUAUCUGUCCAACGAAUUAGGGAAACUUUCGACAGAUUGCGACAUCAAAAAAAAGACAGAAAAUACGAUUUUCCUGUACGUUAAAGUGACAGACACAACUGUCACUGUCGCGGAUCCUCUUAUUAGACAUACUAUAUGAUCAGGUACAAUAUGUCUCCAGAUUGUCUACUAAGAGGAAAAACUUUUUCAUUAUUGGAAUUUUGAGAAAAAAUUCAUUCUUCAUUCAUUCAAUUCAUUUCUUACUUGGUUCCUGUACAUUGUAAUAAAAAAAAAUAUUUUAAUGAAUAUU